AUGUUCAGACGCAGCGGCUGCGUGUCCUGCGUCUCCAUGCGACACCUACUGGUUAACGCAUGCGCUGUGAGUACCGGAGAGCGCCAGCGGCCAGCAAACUCUGAACCUUCAAUAUCUUUCACAACGUUCGCAAAAUGUAUACAUGCAGGCCUUUCCUUUCAAAUUACCCAAGAUCAAGAUGCUGCUCUUUCACUAGAGUGGUCAAAGUCACAGGAGUCCAGCUUAAAAGAAGAGGAGGGUCAUGAUGAAUCCGGAGCCUAUCCUGGGAACACUGGGCAUGAGGGCUGCAGUGUGCUGACCUCGCUCUCACCCCAAUGCCACCCAGCCAGUGCGGGACUCAGGCGCGAUUGGCCCCUGCCAAAACUCCACAGCGGCACAUCUGCUAUCCAUAAACGCCAGCCACUCACUUCAUCUCCCUCGCCCACCCCCUACCUACUCCACUUCUCCUGUUGGUUUAUUUCUGCUUUGCCAUCUGAGCAGGCCAUGUACUGUUCUCCUGCCAUCUUGGGGUUUUUUUUUCUUCUUUUUUCGACUCUGCCCAAGCAAGCAGUGGUUGUUCUCUUAUUCCUGUCCUUCGCAACCCCAUCUCUCCCUCUUUAUCUUGUUCCAACGGAAAAAUUUCUCACCCAUUAUAUCCUAAACUGGAAGCCAGCUGAGUGUGGUGGCUGUGAAUUAGGAGCCGCAGGAUGAUCCAGCUCCAAGCCACCAGCCUUAACCCUUUCUGUUCUUCCCACGGCACAGUACUAUCACUGUCUGCAUGAGAUAUCCUAAUUAUAUCGCUCCAGUUUGGCUUUGUUGUGAGACAUGCAUUACUUUCACUCAACACUCAGUAAACCAAACAUUUCCUUCUGCAAAGGGCAGGGAUGUUUUCGGGUGAUCUGUGUGGUUCUAGAGGAAAGCUCCCUAUCCACAUUCCAUUCAUGUGUUGCUUAAAGUUAAGGACAAUCUCCAGUGUGGGAGGAUUAGAUUUCCUCUCUAGAUCAUAAGCAUUUGGCCAGGCGCACCACACCCAUUAGCUUUAAAAAAAAAAAAAAAAGAUGUGUUUAACACGUCCUCACUGAAUACCCUGUGUGCACUACGGCCUAAAAAAAUGAACAAAGAAAAUAAAUUGAGUGCCUCGACUUAACCGUCCAGAGCUUCAAGUGCACCCCUAGGUAAUAAAGAAGUAUUACCCUUGUGCAAUUGUUUUAUCAUUAUUUUGACUUUUUUUCCACUGUAAUCAAAUUCACAGUGUGCAAAAAAAAAUAUCACAUACUGAACUUUUGCUCCUUUAUAUCCUGGAUCACUCUGUCCUUUCCAAGCCCAAGUAUUCACCUUUUCUUUUCCCAGACAUAUUGGCACGAAUCUAUGGUGGGGUCCCAGCAGAACCCUGGGAUGAAUCAUGUAGCUGUAA
Messenger RNA from Ictalurus furcatus (blue catfish), 1393 nucleotides. RefSeq lists its product as uncharacterized. The record is from RefSeq and is a predicted model, not a curated record. The transcript is spliced from 5 exons. The coding region runs from base 1 to 690 and encodes 229 amino acids. NCBI's taxonomy places the organism in Eukaryota, Metazoa, Chordata, Actinopteri, Siluriformes, Ictaluridae.